Triplophysa rosa is the source of this 6132-nucleotide messenger RNA. RefSeq names its product solute carrier family 16 member 13 (gene slc16a13). The record is from RefSeq and is a predicted model, not a curated record. The transcript is spliced from 6 exons. Lineage: Eukaryota; Metazoa; Chordata; Actinopteri; Cypriniformes; Nemacheilidae. Gene Ontology annotation, biological process: monocarboxylic acid transport; transmembrane transport. Gene Ontology annotation, molecular function: monocarboxylic acid transmembrane transporter activity. The coding region runs from base 3300 to 4742 and encodes 480 amino acids.
UGAACUUCUGGAACACUGAAUGCAGAACACUUACAGUGUCUGUCUGCAAACGCAUUAAAUGCAUAACCAAAUAGGUAUAGAAUAUUAUAUGAUAUUUCCAAAUGCUCCAGUGCUAUUAUUGUUUUGAUAUGUACCGUUACUUGUAGUAAAUAUUAUUUUAGAAUAAAGCUAACUUAAGACACCAAUCUAAAUUGUUCGGUAAUCAAUUUAGUACUAUUUUGACAAUACUAUGUUUAGUGUAGGACAUGCAUGAGGACCACAUGAACUUGAGGGUGUUGGCCUGUUUUGUCUGAAUAACAUGGUAGUUAAACUGACGUUUAUAUGUAGCCUACAAAGCAUCCUAAUGCCCCGUUCAUUUCUAAUACACAUUUGACUAAUAAUGUUGCAUCAAAUAUAUUAAUAUUGUUACCUGAGAACGUGGUGGAUCCAUCUUGCUUCGUUGAAAACGUCGAGUCACUUUCAACCAAUAAGAUGCCAUGUAAGAGGUCGCGUUUUCAUUGGCCCGCCGUGGAAGCCUAUCCCUGAUUGGUUGACUACUUUUGACAGCCUAUAAUGCCUGGAACACACAGGAGGACCUCUCGAGAGCAAGAGUACCAAAGGAUUCGUGGACGCACGGAACGCAUUUUGAGUGCGCACACGCUCACUGAGCGAGAGGAGAGAAAAUUCAUAAGAGAGCAGCGUAUAGUUGAAAGCGCGCGUCCAGUUUUGUGCACGAGCAAAGGAAAUCGGCGUGCGAGCGGAGAGAUUCGCGCGCUCGUAUGACAAGAAUGCGCUCUCGCCUUGUAAUAAUGCGCUCGCGACAUUUGUCAUUAUAAUAACGCCAUAUAAUAGCGCAGCUUCUCUGUUAGCGUAAAUACAGUGAUAAGCGCCACACACUCUGAUGACGUGUUUUACCGCAAUGACGGAUAUAAACGCGCACUCGGAUUUGUCAGCGCUACAAACUGUCUGCAAUCGAUAGUUUCGUUUCAAACCUGUCUAGUUAAGAUGUGAAGCAUAUUCAGAACAAUGUAAGAAAGACACUCAUAAGAGCAGUUUUGUUGUCAGGCUGUAUUUACUCUAUAUGUUGGUCUGUUGUUUGGUGUGAGAUUAAUUUGGGCAGCGUAGGAGUUUGUAAACGCGUCUCAUGCGUGUGAGUUGGCAACUCUCUGCUUUAAUCCCAAUACUUCUGUGAUCAUUGGACACAGAAAUAAUGAUGGUGUGUGGUUGAAAAGACUGUUUUUGACGUCGUUACAUACCUUAUGAUAAUAAUGCUAUCUCUGCUUAUGCGGCAGCACCAGCACAUAUUGAAGCGUUAUGAUUUUAGUCCGAGGUAAGUUAGACAGGAGAAUCGUUGAUUUUCAUUAAUGAGAUCGCGUGGGUGUUUGAAUCGAGAUCGUGAUCUUUUAACGAUUAAUCGUGCAGCACUAAAGCGAGGAGAUGUCAUUCAUUUCAAUGGAGAGCCGGCAACUUCCAGGGACCCGAGUGGUGAGUGGGUGUGUCUCGACGCGACAAAGUUGAGAUUUGCUCAACUUUAUGCAAAUGAUGAGCGACGUUCGGUAGCGACUACCAAUAGGAGUAAAGCAGCGGAGCUCACGUCAUCCGACUCUUGUCAGUUACACAGAGUUUGUUUUUAAAUGUUACUAGAGCAACCAAAGCUAGGAACUCAACUCAACUUUAUUUAUAUAGCGCUUUUUUACAAUUUUCAUUGUUACAAAGCAGCUGUACAUGAGACAUAUUGACUAUAAGCAAAACAAUUAAAGUUAUACCUGUAAAAACAAGAAAAAUGUGAAAACACAGAAGACAGAUAUACCCACAUACAAAACACUCCACACACACAAUAUGCACACGUACUAACACACAUAGACACACACACGGACACGCAGACACGCGAACGCACACACACACACGUCUGGUUUACUAUCCCCGUGGGGACAGUCCAUAGGCGUAAUGUUUUUUAUACUGUACAAACUGUAUAUUUUAUCCCCUAUCCCUAUCCCUAACCCAACCCCUAAACCUAAAGAUCAUAGAACACUUUUUGCAUUUUUAGAUUUUUUAAAAAUAUUGUUCUGUACAAUUUAUUAGCUUUUUUGCCCGUGGGACCUCAAUUUUGGUCCCCACGGUGACACGAGUCCCCAUGUGUUGGUGUGCAUUCAGGUUUAGGUCCCCACCGGGAUAUACAAACAUGAACACACACACACACACACACACAGACACUAUACACAGACUAUAAAUUCCUAUAUGCAAUAUUAAUUAACUAAAACUUUAAAAUUCUAAAGCAGCCUCCCCCGGCCAGGCAAAACAGUAUGCAAACGGUGGUGAGGAACCCAAAACUCUAAUCGAGAAAAAAAACCUCAGGAGAACCCAGGCCCAACCAGGGGAUUCCAGUUCCCCUCUGGCAAAAGCUGCUGCCUCUGCACAAGCUCGACAAUGCUUGCACAACAAGGCUAAAUAAAAAUAAAUAAACUUACUAAUCAGCUCUAUCAUCUCAGCUCUUGUCAGGUCGCCGCUUCCCAUUCUCCGCUCUACCAUCAGGUCAGGCCAUGAAGACGUGUCAGGUCACCGCGUCCUUCUUUAUCCAGCUCUAUCAUCUCAGCUCUUGUCAGGUCGCCGCUUCCCAUUCUCUGCUCUACCAUCAGGUCAGGCCAUGAAGACGUGUCAGGUGACCGCGUCCUUCUUUAUCCAGCUCUAUCAUCUCAGCUCUUGUCAGGUCACCGCUUCCCAUUCUCCGCUCUACCAUCAGGUCAGGUCAUGAACUGCAUCCUGCUCGCUGUGGUAACCUUGGAACAAUGAGACAAGACUGGCUGAGAGUAGAGUACUGUUCUGCACUCUUUGAUGCAACAAGUACAUCAGUUGUGUUUUUGGUUCCGGUUGAUCUAACUAAUGCAGCCUAAACCCUCAGAGGAUUUAUAUUAUGGAAGUGUAGUGUAUGUGAGAUUAAAAAGAUGCGUCUUUAGUCUAGAUUUAAACUGACAGAGUGUGUCUGCCUCCCGGAUAGUGCAGGGAAGACUAUUCUAAAGUUUAGGCGCUAGAUAGGAAAAGGAUCUACCACCUGCACUUGAUUUUGAAAUUUUGGAUUAUAAUUGGUGAUUUUGAAAUUUAUGAUUAUAAUCGGUUUUGUUGUCUUUCGUCGCAUCAUGCCGCUCCACGGCGUCCAGUGUAGACGGGGUAUAAGUGUAGUAUUUCUAGCCUAGCCUGUGGUUACACAAAUGGUAAUCAGUCUGCCAAAAAGUUGUUACUACACUUUUUGCUAUAAUAAAACCAUGAAUACUUUUGACACACAGUGUGUCAGUUGAGAAUUACACAAUCCUUCUGAUUUAUUUAUGCUCUCUGUCUGUCUUUAUCUGUUUCUGUUGUUAUGUCUCUUAAACGCAGUGAUGACUACGCCCCAAGAGAAACAGGAACAGCAGCAGUCCUCCCCUCAGGUGAUGGCUCCUGAUGGGGGUUGGGGCUGGGUGGUGGUAGGGGCUCUUUUCGUGGCUUCUGCCCUGGUCUUUGGGCUCAUCCGCAGUCUGGGCAUCUUUUUCGUAGAGUUUGUGCAGUACUUUGGGGAAAGUGCCCAAGCUGUAUCCUGGAUUACAUCCAUUGGGGUGGCAGUACAACAGCUUUUUAGCCCAAUAGGCACAGCAGCAUGUAAUGUGUAUGGAGCUCGGCCAGUUGUUAUGAUUGGAGGAUUCCUCUCAGGUCUAGGGUUUAUUCUGGCUUCACAGGCAACGACUCUUUCACAUCUUUACCUGACCAUGGGACUCAUCUCAGGUAUAGGAUGGGCUUUGGUCUUCACCCCUAUUAUUGCAUCAGUAAUGCAGUAUUUUACCACACGACGAUCUCUAGCCAUGGGCCUGGGCUUCACUGGCAUCGGUCUUGCCUCUUUUGCCUUCUCCCCACUUUUUCAGUAUCUAGUAGAAGUUUAUGCUUGGCGUGGAGCCUUGCUCAUCCUGGGAGGCCUAAGCUUUAACAUGAUCGCCUGCGGGGCUCUCAUUCGACCUAUAUGGAAUCCAAAAGCUGUGGUAAAGGCUAAAACUUCAUCCAACCAUAACAAAUGCUCCCGUAUACAUGAGUGCUUUGAGAUCUCCCUGCUUUCACACCGUGGCUUCCUCACUUACACCCUGGCCAUCACCUUCUUCAAUGCGGGCUACUUUAUCCCAUAUGUUCAUCUGGUUGCCCACAGCCGUCACAUCGGCUUCAGUGAGUACCAGGCAGCGUUUGUGAUCUCUGUCACCGGUGUGGCAGACAUAGUGGGUCGUGUUGUAUCCGGCUGGGCCUCAGACCUCGGUAAAAUGCGAAUGCUUCACAUGCUGACGGUGUGGACUGGGUUACUGGGUAUAUUUCUGCUGCUUAUUCCUCUUGGUGUGACUUACUCUGGACUGUUGGUAGUCAGCCUUGCUUAUGGGUUCUGUGCGGGAGCAAUGACCCCGCUGGCCUUUGCAGUGGUACCAGAGAUCGUAGGCAUGGAGCGGAUGCUAGGGGCCCUUGGCCUCCUGCAGUUUUUAGAGAGCAUCGGAGGGCUGCUGGGAGCUCCACUUUCUGGCUGGCUGAAGGACUAUACUGGGUCAUAUACAGUAUCUUUUGUGGCUGCGGGAAGUUUCCUUGUGUUAGGUACAUUGAUCACAUCGACUCUUCCACAUUUUUGGUCCUGUACGAGCCCUUCACCUCCAUCACCAAAGUCGUCACAGGAUGCCUCCAUGGAAGAUGGACUACUGAAGCAACCUCUGCCUUCUGUUCCUGAGAAACUGUGUCCCCUGGAUGAUAUACCUGUACUCAGAUAAAGAGUGGUGCGACAGCCAUCUGACGGAACUAGUGCACAAAGAAGAAGAAAAGACAGGAAAUGCCAUUCCAUGAAAUUAGCACAAUUUUAUAAGUCUACUACUGAUAUUUGACAUUACGUCAAAUAUGAUAUUCGCACAUGCAGAGGCAUUGGAACCAAAAGUAGUUUUAUAACACAUUUUUAUAAAGCCACAAUACGUACGAUUGUUUUGAACACAAAAGAAGAAUGUGGGUAACUAAACAGUUCUGGGGCACCAUUAACUACCAUGGUAUUUUUUUCAUACCAUGGAAGUCUGUGGUUCCCCAGAUAUGUUUGGAAACAUUCUUCCAAAAAUCUUAGGUUGUGUUCAGCAGAACAACAAAAUUUACACAGGUUUGGAACAAUGUGAGGGUUAGUAAAUGAUGAAAGAAUUGUUACAUAGUUUUGUUGUAGAAUUUGUAGAAUUGUUACAAGUGUUAGAAGUUAACAUUUAGCUAGGUCUGUUCUACUAACAUUUUUUCCCAUUUACACUUUAACACAGAUUUGUCUUACCUUGAAUACAGCUGGUCUGUUGUAAAAAGCAUGCAAGAAUAUAACUGGAUUACUGUUUGCAAGGUGUUAAUGUAACAUUACCCACUCCUCAUGAAAGGUCCUAGUUGCCUUUAGAUUCAUAAUGCACACAAUGCUGCCUUUACACACUGUUUUUACAUUCCUUAAAUAUAAGGAUGGAUGAAGUAAAAAGGCAGUAGCAAUGUUAAGGCCAUGCAGGGAUUCCCAGGGAACACAUUAAAACAAUUUACUUGUACUAUAAAGUGCUGAAAAGAGAAAAAUUGCUAUAAAUAUGCUGCUAUAAAUAUUGCAUAACAGCAAUGAUUGAUUACAAAAGCAAGUGGUAAAUAAACAUGAACAUGCUUUUUGAACUUUGGCAGAACAAUUGGCAGGUUAACAUUUCACUCUUGUAGAAAUGAUCUUGUCAAGUUGUCAGAACUGUAAAGGGCAUGAAGUUGCAUAGUCCAUAAGGCACAAAUUUGAUGUUAAUUUAUAUCAACAUAGUAGCUAUAAUAAAAUGCAAAAUGGAAUUUGUCCAUCUAAUCCAGGUAAUUUUCCUCUUUAUCAGGGUACCACCUAAUAUUACAAGUCUCUACUUUGAUGCUUUAAUUUAAAAUUUUACUUUGAUGCUUUAAUUUAAAAAAAGAGGCUUACAGUGUGGGUUCCAAUCCAAUGACACUUUGUAUUUGAAGUAGGUAAGAUUUGUGUUUAAUAUGGUUAAUAAAUGUUAUAUUUUUCCAUCUUUUUGUUUUGAUUAUGCUUGUUCUUCUUAAAAUGGACAUCCUGCACUGAUUUAAGUGUACAGUAUGGUCGCUUAGUAUAAUUCAGUGACAUUAUUUGCGGUAACAACUAGUUGAGCCAUG